AGGGCUGUAAUAGCGCAGGGACCUUCCUGUCCCAGCCCCCGGACACCUGGGUCCCUCCCAGGCCGGCUUCCCCCGUCCCCCUGCGUGCCCAGGGGCAGGAUUCCUGGUCCCUGACCCCGGGAUCUCCGGGACGGAGCGCGGGGACAAGCCGUGUGCCCGGGAUCUCCAGGGCGCCGAGGAAAGGGAGACCCUGGCCCUCACUUGCACAGGUGACAAAGGAGUGACGAGGACUUGGGGAGUCUCCAUGAACUAACAGUCAGCACCCCAGGGUGCCAUGCUAGAGCCAUAGAUGGGGAAGGCCAGAAGGGGCCAUUCUGGUCGGCUACUCUGACCUCCUGCCAAACCCAGGCCAAAGAACCGCACCCCAAACCCGUAGGGCUGGUGUCAGUGAUCCACAAAGCUGGGGGAGCCUGGAAGUGGCAAAACUGGCAUCGAAUAACUUGGGUUAGUUUGGCAAUUUACGAGAGUGAAGGGAUCCCGGCAAAGCCGCCUGGAGCCCUCCACAGCUCUGUCUGGUCUCGCUCAGGGUCAUCUCCAGCAGGUCCCUGUCCCCUGCCCUCCCCCAGCCAUUCUCUGGGGGCUCAGCCAGGCCAUUGGGGCAGAACCAGCCCCUCCGCUCUCCUCUGGGGAAGGAUUUGCGGGGGAUUCAUUUCCUGCUUUUCAGAUUUUCUGCCCCUUUUUGUGCCCUGUCUCUCCCUGGCACAGGGAACAAGCCCUGCCUGGAUUCUCCCUCUCUCCCAAUAGGUGCUGGGAUGGAGGAGGAUAAUCCCGAGCAGGAAGGGCCUGCAGGAAGGGAGCCUUGUGGGAUGUCCUGGAGUGCUGAGCAGGGAGAGGCCAGCGGAGUUGGACGGCAGCAGGAGACGGAGGCGAUAUCUCCGGAUGAGAUGGACAUCAGGGUGGUGACAGAGCACAACCAAGCCCAGGCUGAGGCACGUCCUUACAGCUGCUCGGACUGUGGGAAGAGCUUCAGCCAGAGCUCCCACCUGGUCCAGCACCAGCGCAUCCACACGGGCCAGAAACCCUACAAAUGCACCGAGUGCGGGAAGUGCUUUGUCCUCAGCUACAACCUCAUCGAUCACCAGCGCAUCCACACCGGGGAGCGCCCCUACAAGUGCGGCCAGUGCGGGAAGAGCUUCAUCCGGAGUUCCCACCUCUUCCAGCACCAGCGCAUCCACACGGGCGAGCGGCCCUACCAGUGCACCAAGUGCGGGAAGAGCUUCAACCGCAACUACACCCUGGUGAAGCAUUAUCACACCCACGUUGGGGAGCAGCCCUUCAUCUGCAGCGAGUGCGGGAAGAGCUUCAGCCUGGGAUCCUUUGCCCAGCACGUCCGCACACACACGGGCGAAAAGCCCUACACCUGUGCCGAGUGCGGCGAGAGCUUCAGCAGCAGUUCCAACUUGAGCCAGCACCGGCGCAUCCACACCGGAGAGAAACCCUACAGCUGUGGCCACUGCGGGAAAAGCUUCAGCCAGAGCUCCAACCUCAUCAAGCACCGGCGCAUCCACACUGGAGAGAGACCAUACAGCUGCCCCGAGUGCGGCAAGACCUUCAACCAGAGCUCGUCGCUCAUGCAGCACCGGCGGAUCCACCGGGGCGAGCGGCCCUACGAGUGCACCGAGUGCGGGAAGCGCUUCAUCGACAGCUCCAAGCUCAACAAGCACCGGCGCACCCACACAGGUGAGCGGCCCUACAAAUGCACCGACUGCGGGAAGGGCUUCAGAGACAGCUCCGCCCUCAUGAAGCACCAGCGGACCCACACCAAGGAGAAACCCUACAAAUGCCACGAGUGCAACAAGAGCUACAGCCUGAGCUCGAACCUAAGCCGCCAUCGCAGGAUCCACACGGGGGAGAGAGCCCACAAAUGUGCCCAGUGUGGGAAGAGCUUCCACUUCAGCUCCCAGCUUGUCCAGCACCAGAUCAGCCACACUGGGGAGCGACCCUACAAAUGCCCCGACUGCGGGAAGAGCUUUGGUGUGAGCUCCAACCUUCUCCAGCACCAGCGCAUCCACUGGGUGGAGCGACCCUACAGCUGUGCCAACUGCGGGAAGAGCUUUGGCCACAGCUCCCACCUGGCCCAGCACCAGCGCAUCCACAUGGACGAGAGACCCUACAAAUGUGGGGAGUGUGGGAAGGCUUUUGGGGUGAGCUCGGCCCUGAUCCGGCACCAGCGGAUCCACACGGGUGAGAGGCCUUACAAGUGUCUGGUUUGCGGAAAGAGCUUCAACCUUAGCUCCAACCUCUUCACCCAUCGCAGGAUCCACUGGGACGAGAAACCUUUUAAAUGCCCUGAAUGUGGGAGGAGCUUCAGCCAGAGCUCAAGCCUCAGCCGCCACCAGAUCAGCCAUACGGGGGAACGACCAUACAAAUGCCCUGAGUGUGGAAAGUGCUUCAACCAGAGCUCCCUGCUGAUCCGGCACCAGCGGAUCCACACGGGGGAGCGACCCUACAGAUGCUCCCAGUGCUGGAAGAGCUUCCUACGGAGCUCCCAGCUGAAAAGACACCAGAGAGUCCACACCAGGUAGGGGGCAGGGGAGCAAGCCUACCACUGCCCCGACUGCGGAAAGGGAUUCAGCCAGAGCACAAACCUCCUAACCCACCGGCGAGCACACAUGGGGGAGAGACCCUACGAAUGCCCUGAUUGCGGGAAGGCCUUCAGCUGGCGCUCCCACCUGCUGGAGCACCAACGCAUCCACACCGGGGAGCGCCCCUACCGGUGUGGGGAGUGCGGCAAGAGCUUCAGCUGGAGUUCGGCUCUGAUCCAGCACCAGAGCACUCACACAGGCGAGCGGCCCUACCGCUGCCCCGACUGUGGGAAGAGCUUCAGCCGUGGCUCCAACCUGCUGCAGCACAAGCGGAUCCACACAGGUGAGAGACCCUACCAAUGCCCCGAGUGCGGGGAGCGCUUUGGCCACAGCUCACACCUGGUGCGGCACCAGCGCAUCCACACGGGCCAGAAGCCCUACAAGUGCGCUGAGUGCGGGAAGAGCUUCAUCUCCAGCACCUGCCUGCUGCGGCACCGGCGCAUCCACACGGGAGAGAAACCUUUCACCUGCUUGCAGUGCGGGAAGAGCUUCAGCCACAGCUCCUCGCUGCUGCGCCACCAGCGGGCCCACAAGGGCGAGCGCCCCUUCCUGUGCAGCCAGUGCGGGAGGGGCUUCAGCCAGAGCUCCUACCUCUCUGAACACUCGCGCACCCACACCGGCGAGCGCCCCUACAAGUGCCCCGACUGUGGGAAGGCCUUCGCCCAGAGCUCCACAUUGGCCCGGCACCAGGGGGCCCACACCAGCGAGCACUGCUUCCCCUUCAUUGGCUGCAGGAGCACUUGAUGCAGGGCAGGGAGGCUGCUGCAAACACUCACGCUCCUUCGGAUGGGGAGAACCUGCUGCUGUCUCCAGCUGGGGUCCUGUCCCGGGAGCCUCAGCUAUUGCAUCAAGUUGAGAGUCUGCAAAGGUGGCUUAUGGAGACAUGUCUCCCUGGGGUCCUGCCCCAUUAACCCACGGGGGGACGUACCACUGCAUCCGGCUGAGGGUUUCCAGUGGUGGAUCAUGCAGCCACAUCCCACUGCAUUCAGCUGGGGUCCUGGCCUGGAGAACCCAGGGGAUACAUGUCACUGAUCUGGCUGGGGUCCUGUGCCAGUGGAAUGCAGAGGGGACAUGCCACUGCCUCAGGAUAAAGGUCUGCCAUCUCCCUGCGGCCCUGGCUGAGAGGCCCUGUAGCAGUGGUUUUCAAACUGCGGGUCGCGACCCGCUACUGGGUCAUGGAAUGUAAGGCGCUGGGUCUCGGCGGCUCUGGUCAGCACCGCCGAGCGGGCCGUUAAAAGUCCCGUGGGCGGUGCUGCCUGGCUAAGGCAGGCUAGCCCCUGCCUGUUCCGACAACACGCUGCGCCCUGGAAGUGGCCAGUAGUAGGUCCAGCUCCUAGGCGGGGGGACCGUGUGGCUGUACGCACUGCCCCCGCCCCAAUCACCAGCUCCGCACUCCCGUCGCCCAGGAACCAGCUAAU
Molecule: messenger RNA, 4003 nt
Organism: Chelonia mydas (Green sea turtle)
Lineage: Eukaryota; Metazoa; Chordata; Testudines; Cheloniidae
Product: zinc finger protein 850
Exons: 4
Source: RefSeq, a predicted model, not a curated record